ACUUCCUUGUUCUGCUAAAGCCAAGUGGGCUGAACUUUGAGUUGAGAAUCACGCAGGUUCAGUUUGUAAUCAUUUCCUUUGGUUCUAACAUGGAUGGUAGCGACUGUAAAGUGGACCUUUUCUCGGUCCCCCUGGUUGCGCUCAAUGUGAGCGUGAGGAAGAAGUUAGGACUCUAUCUUAACCCCAAACACACGGUGGCUGCGGACUGGACCGCCGUGGCGGAGACUAUGGGCUUCUCAUACCUGGAGAUCAAGAACUAUGAGAGUUCCAGGAACCCCACCAAGACGGUUCUGGACGACUGGGCGGCUCGGAGCUCUGACGCUUCUGUCGGGAAGCUACUGAGUAUUCUAGAGGAGGUGGAGAGGAGAGACAUUGUGGAAGAUCUUCAACCUAUGAUAGAUGAUGACGUCAGAAAAUACCUCGAGAACCAAAAGAGGUCAGCAGAGCCCCCGCUCCAGGUUCCUGAGGUGGACAGCUGUGUCCCUCGCACACCAGAGAGGUCUGGAAUCACGGUGGACGACGUACCAGGAGGAGCCCCAGAGUUGUUUGACGCCUUCAUCUGCUACUGCCAGAGCGACUUUGACUUCGUCCAUGAAAUGAUCCGGGAGCUGGAGCAGACGGAGUACAAACUGAAGCUCUGUGUAUUUGAUAGGGAUGUGCUUCCAGGCUCGUGUGUGUGGACCAUCACCAGUGAACUGAUCGAGAAAAGGUGUAAGAGAAUGGUGGUGGUGAUUUCUGAUGAAUAUCUGGACAGUGAUGCCUGUGAUUUCCAGACAAAGUUUGCUCUCAGCCUCUGCCCUGGCGCUCGAAGUAAACGGCUAAUCCCGGUGGUCUACAAGUCCAUGAAGAAGCCGUUUCCCAGCAUCCUUCGCUUCCUGACAGUAUGCGACUACACCCGACCCUGCACCCAGGCAUGGUUCUGGGGACGGCUCGCCAAAGCGCUGUCAUUGCCCUAACUGCGGAGUGAGGAGUGGGUUGGUUUAGAAGUGCCUUUUCUUCUUGCAUUGACGUUUUCGUGUUGGAUUAGAACCAAACGCUGCUGGUUCAAGUGCAGCGCUGCCACUUUUAGUGGUACCUCCACUAGAGAUGCAAUGAAAAAAGCUUUAAAAAAGAGCCUUUUUAAAAAUAAGUUUAGAGAAAGAAGUUACUUUGACGUUUCUUCUGCCCAGACUCCUCUCUUUAGUUGAGACAAAAGGUUCCCUGUCUGAUUUCAGUCUGAGACAACCAAGGAUAGAAGGGAUUUUUGUGUCCUGUGAACCAUUUCUAUGUUGAUUAACCCACUUGGUGUUUGGCUCAUGAUCAAUCAAUAAACUAGAUAGUAUUCAUA
This is a messenger RNA of Cyprinodon tularosa, 1327 nucleotides long. RefSeq names its product MYD88 innate immune signal transduction adaptor (gene myd88). Gene Ontology annotation, molecular function: TIR domain binding; Toll-like receptor binding. Gene Ontology annotation, cellular component: plasma membrane. The transcript has 5 exons. NCBI's taxonomy places the organism in Eukaryota, Metazoa, Chordata, Actinopteri, Cyprinodontiformes, Cyprinodontidae. Bases 90 to 956 code for a protein of 288 amino acids. Gene Ontology annotation, biological process: Toll signaling pathway; positive regulation of canonical NF-kappaB signal transduction; defense response to Gram-positive bacterium. The record is from RefSeq and is a predicted model, not a curated record.